This is a messenger RNA of Olea europaea var. sylvestris, 1122 nucleotides long. Its product is annotated as protein SEH1. Bases 1 to 942 code for a protein of 313 amino acids. Gene Ontology annotation, molecular function: structural molecule activity; protein binding. NCBI's taxonomy places the organism in Eukaryota, Viridiplantae, Streptophyta, Magnoliopsida, Lamiales, Oleaceae. The transcript is spliced from 8 exons. Gene Ontology annotation, cellular component: Seh1-associated complex; nuclear pore outer ring. Gene Ontology annotation, biological process: cellular response to amino acid starvation; positive regulation of TORC1 signaling. The record is from RefSeq and is a predicted model, not a curated record.
AUGGUACCUGCAAUGAAUUUUGGAGUGGUUGUUGCAAUGACUUUCGAUGGAAUGUUUCUAGUCGUUUGUGCAUGCGGUACUGUGGGGCAAGGUUCGACUACGACGGGUUGGUAUGGAGUGUGGGUGCGGGUGGUGGAAUUUAAUCCGAUGGCAUUGAAUGAUACAAAUUAUAACCCAUUGCUGCCUUUAACUUACAAAUUAGCAUGGGGAGAUUACCAUGAUUUUCAUAAUGGAUACUUAUCUUCCUAUAAAAAAAAUCUUGAUACAGAGAUCUUCAUUUACUGGACUAUCUCAACCUUUUCAUUCCUGAAUUUACUUCCUGCACAGGUGGCUGCAUAUUCAGAUGGACAAGUGAAAAUCUUUGAGCUUCUAGAUCCACUUGAAUUGGAGAAGUGGCAACUACAGGCUGAAUUUCAAAACGUAAUUGAUUUUGUAUCUAAGUUUGGGAAUGUUUCAUGCUCGUCUGCGUCCAUCUCUUGGAAUCCACAAAGAGGUGAACUCCAGCAGUCAAGCUUUAUCUUGGGCUUCAGCUCAAAUAGCCCGCUUCUAAAUUCCUCCAAGGUUUGGGAGUUUGACCAGGAUCAUCAAAGAUGGCUUCCAGUUGCUGAACUUGCUUCGCCAGAGGAUAAGAAUGAUCAAGUUUUUGCAGUUGCAUGGUCACCAAAUAUUGGAAGGCCAUAUGAAUUGAUAGCUGUUGCCACUAACAAGGGCAUAGCCAUCUGGCACCUUGGUACAAACCCUGAUUCAAACGGGAGGCUCUUUACGGAGAAGGUUGCUGUUCUAUCUGGUCAUGAUGGCGAGGUAUGGCAGAUGGAAUGGGACAUGAGCGGGAUGACGUUAGCCUCUACUGGGAGUGAUGGCAUGGUUAAGUUAUGGCAGUCAGACUUAAACGGCAUUUGGCAUGAUCAAGCCAUUUUAGCGCCUGUCUUUCCUGAACAGUGACCCGUUUUCCUCACACAGGAAAAAGAACUUACCGUGUUCACGCUUGACAUUAGGGCUUCUUUGUGUAACUUUCUGGUGACAUGAUUAUAUUUCUUUCUAUGAAUUUGGAACGUGGAAUUUUGAGAUUAGUUUAUACUAAUCCAAGCAUCUAUUUUUAAAUGGUCAUCCUAUUUCGAAUAA